Molecule: messenger RNA, 3214 nt
Organism: Solenopsis invicta (red fire ant)
Lineage: Eukaryota; Metazoa; Arthropoda; Insecta; Hymenoptera; Formicidae
Gene: Hira
Product: protein HIRA homolog
Exons: 11
Coding region: 408-3002 (864 amino acids)
Biological process (GO): DNA-templated transcription; regulation of DNA-templated transcription; chromatin remodeling
Cellular component (GO): nucleus; HIR complex
Molecular function (GO): protein binding; nucleosome binding
Source: RefSeq, a predicted model, not a curated record
UUUCGAGAAUAGGCCCCCAGGACUUCAUGUUCCCUGCGUAAACGAACGACAAACUGCAGUCGCUUUCGCAAACGGAGUAAACGAACAACAUCUGCGGCAGUGACUGCAUAAACGAACGGACCCACCAUGUUAUCCCUUCCACCAUACUCCUAGAGGUUUUCUAGCGCCCCGAUCGGAAUGGAUCGGAACACUGGACGGAAUUAACAUUUCUCUUUGUAUAUGUUCUGUGGCCAAUACCGACAUCACCGAUAUGUUUCAUAUACGACUAUGUAAGGUUAUGUAUCGUACGAAUUUUUAAAUGCCGGGGCUAAUUCUUUAUCAAGAUUAUACGUAACUUUAAAAUGUAACAAUAUUUAGGAAUUGUUUAUCAAGUUGUGACAGUUACGUAGCUCUGGACGACGAAGAAAAUGAAGUUGGUCAAGCCAAAUUGGGUUACUCACGAUAGUUAUCCGAUAUUCUCUAUCGAUAUCCAUCCCAAUGGGAAAAGAUUUGCCACUGGUGGUCAAGGUGGCGAUUCAGGAAGGGUUGUUAUAUGGAAUAUGGAACCAGUAGUUGAUGAAACUGCUGAAUUGGACUCUAAUGUUCCAAAGAUGCUUUGCCAAUUAGAUAAUCAUCUUGCAUGCGUGAAUUGUGUACGCUGGAGCAAUAGUGGAUUGUUGGCGUCAGGCGGUGUAGACAAGCUCAUCAUGAUUUGGAGAUUAUCUGGAUCAGGAGGAAGCUCGAUUUUCGGUGGAAAGGCCAGCGUGGAGACUUGGAGAUGUAUCGCGACAUUGCGUUCACAUGAGGCUGAUGUACUUGAUCUUGCAUGGGCACCGCACAGUCCAUGGUUGGCUUCAGCCUCAGUAGACAACAGUGUGAUAGUAUGGGACGCUUCCAAAUUUCCUGCGGUAGUUGCUGUAUUGAAAGGCCAUACAGGUUUUGUGAAAGGAAUUACUUGGGAUCCUGUGGGAAAGUAUUUGGCAUCUCAGUCUGAUGACAAAACGCUAAGAGUAUGGCGUACUACGGAUUGGACUGAAGCAGCUUUGAUAUCUGAACCUUUUGAUGAAUGUGGUGGAACGACUCAUGUUCUGAGACUCUCUUGGAGUCCGGAUGGUCAGUAUUUGGUAUCCGCCCAUGCUAUGAAUGGAGGAGGACCGACAGCUCAAAUAAUAGAGAGGGAUGGAUGGACACAGGAUAAGGAUUUUGUUGGACAUAGAAAGGCAGUAACUUGUGUUAGAUUUAAUGGCAAUAUUCUGCAGAAGAAGCAGCCAGGUUCCUCUAAACCACAACAGUAUUGCUGUGUUGCAAUAGGAUCACGAGAUCGUUCCUUAUCUGUAUGGUUAACGUCUUUAAAAAGACCGUUAGUUGUAAUUCACGAGUUGUUUACACAUUCUGUGUUAGAUGCUAGUUGGUCACCUUGCGGUCUUCGUCUUGCCGCAUGUUCUUGGGAUGGGACAGCUGUAUUUAUUGAAUUUACUCAACAGGAAUUGGGACAACCUCUUGAUCCUGCUGAACAAAGUAGCUUACAUGAACGAUUGUAUGGUAAACCGUUGGUUCAAGGAGGUUGUAUGGUAAUGGAAGCACCAGAACUCCUUAACUUGAAACAACCGGCAUCGAAUCAGUCCUCUCAAUUGUUAUCUGCACCCAGCAUUCCCCCUGUUACCAAUUGUGCAACAACUCCGGUUAAGGGACCUAUUAAUAAACAAAUCGAAACGAGAACUUCGGAUGGUAAAAGAAGAAUUACUCCUAUGUUUAUUCCGCCACCGGCAGAUACAACAGAUACAAAUAUCAGUGGUAGUUUAGGCACACCAACAUUUACGAGUAAAGUACAAACUAAAAGCUCGAUUGUGAUAGAAAAACGUAACGAUGUAGUCGCGCCUAAUGUUACUUCGUCUGUAAAACCGAUUGUCGCCGACACUCCAGGAUCUUCACUUACAUUGAAACGCAAGGAGCAGACGAUACCAAAAAUACACCAUUCUUCACCGAGUAAGAAGCCCAAAUUUGUAUCUGACAGGAACAUAGGUCAAAUGUUACUGCCACCACUGAAGCCGUCCAGUUCAUUAUCCCAGCAGGCGGGUCAUUAUGCCGUCACUGUCACCAAUAGUCAGGGCCUUGCUCAUUUGCAAGUAUUUAAAGGCACAGAUUCUGAACCGACGUGGGAUUUGUAUUUAGGAUAUAGUGCCGUGGCAUUGGCAGCAUCACCAGCUGUGAUAGUCUUGGGUUUGGAAGACGGAAGUCUCCACACAUUUCAUCCUGCGAAAGGAUGCCGACUGGCACCGCCAUUAGCACCACCAGCACCUUUGGCAAAAGUUCACGCUGUUGGAAACGCGGUGAUGGUGAUAUCAAGCUGUGGCGCAGUUCGCGUGUGGGAAAUAGGAAAUGCGUGCAGAAUGAUCGUUUCAACUUCAGCUGCUCAUUUAGCGGCGCCUGGGACGUCCCUAUUGUCAUGUACCUUGUAUAAUGGGAUGCCUCAUGUGGCGUUUACUAAUGCACGAGCGUAUAUAUAUCAUAAGGAUAUGGGGACGUGGCUAUUAAUUGGAGACAGUCAGGACCCUGUGUGGCGAUGGUCGUCAUUCAAUAUACUGAGCACUUCUGGUAAUAGAGCACCGAGAGGACCUUUAUCGUCAUUGCAAGAAGGACUGCUUAGAACUUCCGGAAAUGUUUUACCAAAUCCGCGAUUACCGCAUAGCGCACCAAGCGUAGUUUCCUAUUUGGAGCAACAGUUACUCGCAUCUAAAGCUCUUGGAAGCACCCAAGAGUAUGUUCAUUGGCUCAUGGCUUUGGUGUCGUUCUUAUUAACGCAAGACGGUUUGGAGAAACGUCUAAGGCUAAUUUUGGACGAUCUUUUGGGUCCAAGUCACACAUCAGCUUCUAAAAGCAUUUGGGAACCUGUUAUUUUGGGAAUGAAGAAACAUAAACUUUUGGGCGAUGUAUUGGCCGUAGUCGGUGGCCAUCUUCGUUGGCAAAGGUUGUAUCUUGAAUACUCGGAGCAAUUAACAGCACUGAAGAAUCAAAUUAAUUAACGAUAAUUCAUUUCAGUGCAAAUUUAUUAUACCAAAACCAUCUCACCUUUUCCUUUGAUAAUUUUCCUUGAAUAAUAUCUUGUAUAUUUCUAAAGAUAUCAUAAUGGAUAUAUAUUAAAAUAAGAUUGUACAGUUUUUAUAAAAUGUGUGAUUUGACACAAAUGUAUGAUAACGAAUAAACAAUUUUUAAUAUUUUAGUAUUUAUCAUAAAA